Molecule: messenger RNA, 1847 nt
Organism: Callorhinchus milii (elephant shark)
Lineage: Eukaryota; Metazoa; Chordata; Chondrichthyes; Chimaeriformes; Callorhinchidae
Product: coiled-coil domain-containing protein 85C
Exons: 5
Coding region: 42-1649 (535 amino acids)
Source: RefSeq, a predicted model, not a curated record
UCUUUCCUCUUUCCUCCUCCACACACACACACACACACACAAUGACCAAAAACGUGGAGGGCUCGAGGGAGGACCUGUGUAAGAUCCCAGACGAGGAGCUGGUGAAGUGGAGUAAGGAGGAGCUGGUCCGGAGGCUGCGGAGGGCGGAGGCGGACAAGAUGAGUGUGAUGAUCGAGCACGGGAACCUGAUCAAGGAGGUCAACCGCCGGCUGCAGGUCCACCUGACCGAGAUCCGAGGCCUCAAGGAGGUCAACCAGAAGCUGCAGGAGGACAACCAGGAGCUGAGGGACCUCUGCUGCUUCCUGGACGACGAUCGGCAGAAGGGCAAGCGGGUGUCCCGCGAGUGGCAGCGCCUGGGCAGGUACGCGGCCGGUCUGAUGCGCAAGGAGGUGGCUCUGUACCUGCAGAAGCUCAAGGACCUGGAGGUCAGGCAGGACGAGGUGCUGAGGGAGAACCUGGAGCUCAGGGAGAUGUGCCUGAUGCUGGACGAGGAGAAGAGCGGGGCUGGGGCUGGGACUGGGGCUGGGCUGGGGCUGGGUGUCGGGACAGGGUUUGCGGCGGGCAAUAGGGGUUCCCUGGACAGCGCCGGCGGUUUGCUCCAUCUGAACCCCAUCACCUCGUCCAUCACCACCACCACCACCACCACCAGCAGCAGCAGCGGCGGUGGUGCCGGCGCUGGGGCUCUGAUGAGGGACGUUGGGGACGGGAGCAGUACCUCCAGUGCGGGCAGCACGGACAGCCCUGACCAUCAGCACCAGCACCACCUGCACCAGCAGCACCAGCAGCAGCACCAGCAGCAGCACAACCACAAGCACUCGGCCGGGCCGGGGGGCAGCCCCGAGCACCUGCAGAGGCACCGGGGAGGCGGAGGGAGCCCCGAGAAGCACCUGGUGAGCGGUGGCAGCCCCGAGCACCUCCAGAAACAGCAGCAGCAGCAGCAACAACAGCAACAACAACAACAACAACACAGCCUGAGCUCCUCCUGCAGCAGCCCCGAGCAUCAGAAGCACUUGAUGGCCGGGGGUCUGGCGAACGCAGCCGAGCAGCAGCAGCAGCAGCAGCAGCAGCAGCAGCACCGCGGUGUCAGCCCCGAGCGACUGAAGCAACAUUACGGUGGCAGCCCCGAGCAUCUCAAACAUCUGGGCAGCGGUGGAGGCAGCAGCCGGGAGGGGACUCUGAGGAGACCACCACCACCACCACCACCAGCAGCAGCAGCAGCAGCAGCCGACGAUCUUUCGCCUCAUCACAGAAGUGUGUACAAUGGGAUGAAUGAGCCAGCCCUGGCCUAUGUUAAACAGCUGGAAGCUCGCGUGAAACAGCUAGAAGAGGAGAGCCGAAUGCUACCACAGGUUCCUCCGAGACUUUUGUCAGGGGCUGAGUCAUCUCUGAGCCAUCAAGCUGGUAAAAGUGGAUAUAGCUCGCCUACCCAGAAACCUGAGGCUGUGGUACAUGCAAUCAAGGUCAUGGAAAUGCAAGAAAACACGGACAAAGAAGGCGCAGAGGAUUAUGAGCAUGACCUGAGUGAAACAGAAAAAGCUAUAGUCAGAGAAAUGUGUAAUGUUGUGUGGCGGAAGCUGGGAGAUGCAGCAGCGUCAAGCCCAGCAAUCAGACAGCACCUGUCAGGAAAUCAGUACAAAGGACCAAUGUAACUGGGCUUAUUUCUCGUUGUACUAACUAGAAGAAAUUUUUAAAAAAACUUUUUUUUAAAAAAAAAGAGAGAAAAAGCAGUAGUGUCAAUAAGAAGGCAAUUUUUCACCUUGAUUUGAAGAGAACCAUUCAGCAUGUCUAUUGGUUUGAAGCAGUAGCACUCCCUACUGGAAAAGAUGUGUAAUUGCAUGUUCAACCAG